This is a messenger RNA of Oppia nitens, 1739 nucleotides long. RefSeq names its product calcium/calmodulin-dependent protein kinase type II alpha chain-like. The record is from RefSeq and is a predicted model, not a curated record. The transcript is spliced from 14 exons. Gene Ontology annotation, cellular component: neuron projection; cytoplasm. Gene Ontology annotation, biological process: protein phosphorylation. Gene Ontology annotation, molecular function: calcium/calmodulin-dependent protein kinase activity; calmodulin binding; ATP binding. Bases 210 to 1694 code for a protein of 494 amino acids. NCBI's taxonomy places the organism in Eukaryota, Metazoa, Arthropoda, Arachnida, Sarcoptiformes, Oppiidae.
UAUAGCAUUUAUAUAUAAUAUACCGGAGAGACUCACUGAAUAUAUAGCACAUAUACGCAUACACACAGAGAAAUAUACCAUAUAUAUGGUAUAAACAGUAUUAUUCUUGAGUGUAUGUGUGUUGUUGUGUAUGUAUGGAUUGGUAUAGUAAGUAAUAUUAGUCGGCACUAGUGUGUGUGUGUGUGUUAUGGUAUACAAGCCAGAGUAAAAUGGCGGGUCCACCACAGGCUACGACCAGAUUCUCUGAUAAUUAUGAGCUCAAGGAGGAACUGGGCAAGGGCGCGUUUUCAAUAGUGAGACGAUGUGUACAAAAAGCAACACAAUUAGAAUUUGCGGCAAAAAUAAUUAAUACCAAAAAAUUAUCGUCAAGAGAUUUUCAAAAAUUGGAAAGAGAGGCACGAAUUUGUAGAAAAUUAAAUCAUCCAAACAUUGUUCGGUUACACGACAGCAUCCAAGAGGAAGGCUUUCAUUAUUUAAUCUUUGAUUUGGUUACCGGCGGUGAACUCUUUGAGGACAUUGUCGCCCGAGAGUACUAUUCAGAAGCCGAUGCAUCCCAUUGUAUACAACAGAUACUCGAGUCUGUAAAUCAUUGCCAUAUGAAUAAUAUAGUACACAGAGAUCUCAAACCUGAAAACCUAUUACUAGCGAGUAAAGCUAAAGGCGCUGCCGUUAAAUUAGCUGACUUUGGACUGGCUAUUGAAGUACAAGGCGAGCAACAGGCUUGGUAUGGCUUUGCCGGAACUCCUGGCUAUUUAUCGCCUGAAGUGCUAAAGAAGGACCCAUACGGCAAACCCGUCGAUAUAUGGGCCUGUGGAGUUAUACUGUAUAUACUAUUAGUUGGUUACCCACCCUUUUGGGACGAGGAUCAGCACAGACUUUAUGCACAAAUAAAGGCCGGAGCUUAUGAUUAUCCCUCACCGGAAUGGGAUACCGUGACACCCGAAGCCAAAAACCUGAUAAACUCGAUGCUGACCGUCAAUCCGGCCAAACGUAUCACAGCGGCCGAGGCAUUGAAACACCCGUGGAUCUGUCAACGAGAACGGGUAGCCUCGACACUCCAUAGACAGGAGACGGUAGACUGCCUUAAGAAGUUCAAUGCCCGCCGAAAACUCAAGGGCGCCAUAUUGACCACAAUGUUGGCCACCCGCAACUUUUCUAGUCGUUCAAUAGUAGCCAAGAAGGGUGACGGCUCUCACGUCAAGGAAUCAACUGAUUCUAGUAAUACAACCCUUGAGGAUGAAGACGCCAAAGUAGUCCGGAGUUCCAAUGGUUUGUUAGAUCCUCGCAAACAAGAAAUUGUCAAAAUAACUGAGCAAUUAAUUGACGCCAUUAGUAGCGGUGAUUAUGAAACAUAUACCAAAUUAUGUGAUUCCCAGAUGACUGCAUUUGAGCCGGGUGCUCUCGGCAAUCUAGUCGAAGGCAUGGACUUUCAUAAAUUUUACUUUGAUAAUGUUUUAGGUAAAAAUUCAAAAGGACUCAACACAACAAUUUUGAAUCCAUCAGUUCAUCUAUUAGGAGAUGAUGCAGCCUGUAUCGCAUACAUUCGACUCACGCAAUACAUGGAUAAGUCUGGUGUGGCUCAUACCCAACAAUCCGAGGAGACCCGGGUAUGGCAUAAAAAAGAUGGCACCUGGCAAAACUGCCACUUCCAUAGGUCUACCCGUUCUAAUACAACACAACAACUAACUUAUUAAGACUUUCAAAAUAGCCAUCAAUUAUAAUCUAAUAAUAAUAAUAAU